AUGGCUUCUUCCAAUCCUUCCAACUUUGCGAACUUGCCAAAAGAUGAGCUGAAAGAGAUUGCCGCCAAGGGCGGUCAUGCUUCUCACGGCUCUGCCAACAACGACUCUACUUCUACUGGCGGCAGUGACAAUGCUGACCGUAAUCCUGACGGUACCUUUAAGAAGGGUAGUGAGCUUGCUUCCGAGUUGGGUGCACAGGGUGGUCAUGCUUCCCAUGGUGCUACAGACACUACCUCGAACAGCAGUGAGGCGGGCCGCAACCCAGACGGCACCUUCACCAAGGGCUCUGAGGUCGCUAGUAAACUUGGCGCGCAAGGCGGGCAUGCUUCGCACGGAUCUAAUCAAUCCGGUGCUGAGACAUCGAGCAACGACAGCGGACGCAACCCCGACGGUACAUUCAAGAAGGGCAGUGAACUUGCUUCCGAGUUGGGCACACAGGGCGGGCAUGCCUCGCACUAG
Messenger RNA from Alternaria burnsii, 459 nucleotides. RefSeq lists its product as uncharacterized. Bases 1 to 459 code for a protein of 152 amino acids. NCBI's taxonomy places the organism in Eukaryota, Fungi, Ascomycota, Dothideomycetes, Pleosporales, Pleosporaceae. The transcript has 4 exons. The record is from RefSeq and is a predicted model, not a curated record.